Messenger RNA from Durio zibethinus, 1272 nucleotides. Lineage: Eukaryota; Viridiplantae; Streptophyta; Magnoliopsida; Malvales; Malvaceae. The record is from RefSeq and is a predicted model, not a curated record.
UCUCUUGCAUAUCACAAGUACAAGCCUCCAAGGCUCCACCCAACAGGCCUUCUUCUCUAUUUCUCUCCAACGCUUCUCAAAAACAAACUAAAAUCUCCGUUGGGAUUUCGAGACUGUUACUAGCAAACCAAUGGAUCAAGACUUUGAUCGAGUCAAAGGACCAUGGAGUCCCGAGGAGGAUGAGUUGUUGCGCAAGCUGGUGGAGCAUCACGGUGCUAGAAACUGGUCCUUGAUAUCGAGGUUGAUCCCUGGUCGAUCGGGGAAGUCAUGCAGGCUCCGGUGGUGCAACCAGCUGUCACCGGAAGUCGAGCGCCGCCCCUUCACGCCGGAGGAAGACGGGAUCAUCUUGAAAGCCCACGCCAAGUACGGCAACAAGUGGGCUACCAUCGCGAGGCUCCUUAACGGCCGUACGGACAACGCCAUUAAAAACCAUUGGCACUCAACCUUAAAGCGAAAACUCUCGAUGGAAGAUGGAGAUUCUCUUCAGGAAUCAGAGAAAAGAUCAGCAAAAUCCCCAAGAACAGCGACUAGUAAUAACACUGGGAGUCCUUCGGGUUCUGACGUCAGCGAUUUAGGAUUGAGCGUUGCUGAGUCGACACAACACUCUGGCGUUUCAACUAAGCUUACUCUUGGACGUUCGUGGAACGAGUCUAUCGAGUUCAAUAACAACAGCUCGCCCGGGAAGAAUGAGUCGUUAGCAGAAAAGCAAGAGAGUGGGAGAAAGAUGACGACGCUUGGACCGGACCUUUUGGCUGCGAUUCAAGAGAUAAUUAGGAAAGAAGUGAGGGAUUACAUGGCAGAGUUUGGUUUCCUGAGUGAAAGUACGAGGAAUGCUGGGAUUAAGAGGAUUGGAUGAGGGGAUAAUUUGAAACUAGUGAUUAUUAAAAGUUUGAUUAAGAUCGAGCGAUAAAAGAUCUUAGCCUCGUAGGAUUUGAUAAAGUUAGCAAAUUAAAGAGAACCAUAAAGAAAUCAAGAACGAUAGAAAAACAAAAUUCCUUUGUUUCUUCAGUACAAUAAUUUCGAGGAUGUACAGAAAUAAACGAAAAAAAAAAAGCAAAAUUAGGAAUUUUGAUUAAUUUUGUCAGAUGAAUUAGCUUUAAAUUUACAGGCCGACAAAGUAAAAAAAAAAAAUUUAUUCAAUGGCAUUUCUGAACAUUUUUACUGUUUUUAUGGGUUAAAACUUCUAUUUCUUUCUUUCUUUACUUGUUUUCUUUUUAUAGUUUCAUUGUAAUGAUAUUAAUUCUGAUGAAAUUAAAAACAAAAAUUAUUAUA